This is a messenger RNA of Fusarium odoratissimum NRRL 54006, 1907 nucleotides long. Its product is annotated as pyridoxine kinase. NCBI's taxonomy places the organism in Eukaryota, Fungi, Ascomycota, Sordariomycetes, Hypocreales, Nectriaceae. Gene Ontology annotation, biological process: pyridoxal 5'-phosphate salvage. The coding region runs from base 852 to 1709 and encodes 285 amino acids. Gene Ontology annotation, molecular function: pyridoxal kinase activity. Gene Ontology annotation, cellular component: cytosol. The record is from RefSeq and is a predicted model, not a curated record. The transcript is spliced from 3 exons.
GGUAGCCUUUCGCUAUCAGCUCAAAAGGGUAGAGAAAAUACUGUCUAUCCUCGCUGCAAUUGAGCCAAUUGCUCGUUUCAUUAUUCAGACCGAUAUUGGGCAAGUAGGUAGGUAUUCUGAAGUUUGUGUUUCCAACAUUUGUACAUACAGGUAGCUUGUUGAUGCUCCAGGCUUAACCCGAUUUCUUCAAGUUAACUCGUGACUAAUAUCGAGCGAUAUACAGCUCAAAAGACGCUGCAACCGAGUUCUAGAACUGAUUUACUUCCUUGAGUCAGCGACGGAUUUUCUCUUCUGUUCCUUCGAUCUUCACAAAUAACGCUCAGGCUUCCCAUUUCAUCUAAGCUCCGGUGUCUUAGGAUUCUACCGCAGAAUCGUCCGCUGACGCCGACUGAGAGGUUUUGUUCAGUGACGUCUCUCACACAAGCAAAAUCCUGGGUUGCCUAGGCUUGCGUAGACUUCUAUUCAGAACGCUUGCAGAACAUCAAGAAGAGAUCGAGGAAUUGAACUGGUGCUUUUGGUAACAUGUCCAUCACCCCAACAAUACCCGAUACGCGGGUUCUCGCUGUGGCAAGCCAUGUAUGUUGUCUCUGGGUAACUAUCUUUUCCCCCUCGGGGUCGCAGUGACUUACAUGCACUAGGUAUGUCGGUAACAAGAUUGCCGUCUUUGUGCUACAGUCUUUGGGAUGUGAUGUCGCAGCUCUCAACACUGUACAGUUCAGUGAGUAUUCAUGUCAUCUCGAUCGAUGGAGUGCAAUAAUAAACCAGGUUUCUAACUCGCGGACUUCACCUGUAAAGGCAACCAUACCGGAUAUAAGCAAUGGAAGGGAACGAGAGUCUCAGCACAGGAGAUCAUGGAUCUCUGGGAAGGACUGAAACAGUCGUACCUGGAUGAUUUUGAUGUUAUGCUUUCUGGAUAUAUCCCAGGCGCUGAAGCCGUCGAUACGGUCGGUAAGAUAGGCCGGGAACUUAAGGAAAAGUCAAUUAAAGCACCUGGCAAGUUCUUCUGGGCUCUCGAUCCCGUCAUGGGUGACAAUGGAAAGAUCUACGUCUCCGAGGAAGUGGUGCCAGCAUACAAGAGGCUCAUCCACGACGCGGAUCUGAUUCUUCCAAACCAAUUCGAGGCCGAGCUGCUUUCGGAAGUCAAAAUCCAUGACAUGGACAGUCUCCGAAAGGCUAUCCAAGUGCUCCACGACAAGUACAAGAUUCCUCAUGUCGUCAUUACUUCAGUCAACCUUGAGGCGCCAGACCAUCCGCCUUCGCAUCUCUCUGUUGUUGGUUCAACCAUGACAUCUACUGGCAAAGCUCGCUUUUUCAAGAUUGUCUUCCCAUCAAUCGAUUGUUAUUUCAGUGGUACAGGCGACAUGUUUGGCGCUCUUAUGGUAAUCCGCAUGCGUGAGGCUGUCUUCAAUGCUGACGAGCGGCUGCGGCAUACCGCCAGCUGGCUUAGCGACGAUUCGGUAUCGGCUGUUGAGCUACCCCUUGCGCGCGCUGCAGAAAAGGUCCUAGGCAGUAUGCAUGAGGUUCUAUCCAAGACCUGCGAGGGCAUGAAGGGGGUGGUUGAACGAACAACGGACGACAUGAAAGAUGAGGAUCGAAUUGACCAAACUAAGGCGCACCUCGUAAAGAGCAAGGCGGCAGAGCUUCAACUUGUGAGGAAUCUGGACUGCCUACGCUCCCCCGCGACGCAAUACCUUGCGAAGGCCAUUUAGAUCUAAGGGGAGGGGGAUUGUCCAAGGUUACAAUGACCACUAUAGUAGAAACCAGCAAAGAUUAAAUAGAAAUGGGUAGAAAGGUUGUGGAAUAGACGCCUGAUCAUGAAUCCAUUCAAGGUUUUCACAUCUAUCGUCCAGGGUUAAAUAAUCACUCGGAUAGCUUCUCUUCCAUAAUCAACCUUCUUUAACUGUGUA